Messenger RNA from Cyclospora cayetanensis, 612 nucleotides. RefSeq lists its product as uncharacterized. The transcript has a single exon. Bases 1 to 612 code for a protein of 203 amino acids. The record is from RefSeq and is a predicted model, not a curated record. NCBI's taxonomy places the organism in Eukaryota, Apicomplexa, Conoidasida, Eucoccidiorida, Eimeriidae.
AUGGAGGGCCCCCAACAACCCGCAAGGGCCCCACCUGCCCAGCACUCAGGGGCCCUCGACGUAAAAGUACAGUCGUUUCUCUCAUCUCUGUGGCCACGCUGGCUCGAUUCCCGCACAGUUCAGCUGCAACACUUAGGGGGAGAAGCGGCAGACCAGCAGCAGCAGAAUCACAUAAGCGCCUUGACUGCUCGGCGUCUACUGCUGGAUGACGUUGCGUGCAGCCCUGUAUGCUGCUGCUGUGGGUACGUACACCCUAGCAAGCACCCAAGUCAGCAUCAGGAUCAAGAUUCUGUUGUAGAGGACCUGCUUCUACUGCCCGUGGGGUCAGGGGACAGUCCUCCCCUGGCUGAAAUCGCAACCCUACUUCACCAGCAGCAAGAACAACUACAGCAAAACUCAAAGCCAGAUACAACUCUCCAGUUGCCCCUAGGCAUGGAGAGGGCAAAGGUGUGUCUAGCCAUUGUGCAAAAGCAACAAGAGCAAGAGGAAGGCACAUGGGAAGAGAGACAACCGGUGCUUCUGCUGCAAUGUUCUCUGCCAAACUGGGAGGCCUUAAAGAAUCCGAUACCUUGGCGCAGCCACAGAGCCCAAGCCGCACACCAUAAAUCCUAA